Mycena indigotica is the source of this 399-nucleotide messenger RNA. RefSeq lists its product as uncharacterized. Gene Ontology annotation, biological process: protein folding. Bases 16 to 399 code for a protein of 127 amino acids. Lineage: Eukaryota; Fungi; Basidiomycota; Agaricomycetes; Agaricales; Mycenaceae. Gene Ontology annotation, molecular function: protein folding chaperone. The record is from RefSeq and is a predicted model, not a curated record. Gene Ontology annotation, cellular component: prefoldin complex; cytoplasm. The transcript has 4 exons.
UUUGAUUCCAAAUUCAUGGCCUCCAACUCAAAAGGACAAAUCAAAUCAACGCCGACACCGUUAACUGACCAAGAGAUCUCCCAAAACUACUCCCGGAUGCAAAAUGAGCUCCAGUCACUUGCAGGAAAGAUCGGAGAGCUUGAACAAGAAUCAGACGAGCACGGACUUGUAUUAUCAACGUUGAACGAAGCGCUAGCGGCCGAUCCACACCGAAAAUGUUUCCGUCUCAUCGGCGGGGUUCUCGUCGAGCGGACUGUUCAAGAUGUAGUACCAGCGCUUCAGACAAACCGUGACGGAAUCAAGAAGGUUUUAAGCAGUUUAAGCGAGCAGUACAAGUCCAAGGAAGAAGAGUUUGACGCCUUUCGGAAAGAAUACAACGUUAGACCAGUCGGGGCAUAG